AAAUCCCGAAGUGCGUGUCAAGUGCAAAUAGCAAUAUCCUCCUCGUCGCCUCGUCUCCUUCGUCGUCGUCAUCUUGUUGUUCUUGUGGCUGUCGUCGCAGUAACUUUAACCGAAAGAAAAACCCGAAUUUGUGCGGCCAUGAAAUCCGCUGACUUUGAUAACAAACUAUAAACUGCAUGGGGAAAAUGCGCGCACACGAGGAUACGCGAUUGUGAAACUGUGAAAGUGCAAUCAAAUAAAUUCCCCCAAAGAAAAGUGGAAAAGUACCAGCGGAAAGGUCAACCGUGGAAAAUGUGCAUACAAAACUGCGACAACAUCAAAAUCUGCGACAGUAACGGCAGCCACCACCACCACCACCAGCACCACCACCACCACCACCACCGCGACGCCCAAGACAUAGUCGCAGUCGUUGAGGUCGUUGAGGGUGGAGAGAAUAACGUCAUCCAUACAUCCGACCCACACUACGAGAACUUUAAAUCCAAACUGCAACUGCAGUCCGAGCUGAACAGAAAGAGGCAAAAGUCGGUUAAAGUCAAGGCACCCAAACUGUCAAACUUCAAGAUUCUUAUGUGCUGUUGCUACUUCAUCGUUAUAGUCAUGAUGAUCUAAGAACAAUUCCACCAAGAACUGCAAGCAGAUAACCAACAAAAUACUACACGAAACAAUUACAAUAUAAAGCUACAUUUUAAUCUCGCCCUAACAUAAAAAGCAGUUGCGAAUCGAUUGGUGUCAGUGGAAUAAUCCCGAUGGAUACAUAGAAACGUAUAUGCAAUAGAAGGAGCUAUAUUUUCGAAUUGAAGCCAAUAAAAAUAGAUAAAUAAAGGCUCUAGAGGUGGUGUUCGUGUGUGCAAAGUGAAUUGUUUCCUCAUAUCCAUUGAAAAAUCAGUUUUCAAUUUGCGUGUGUCGAAGCCAGGCAAGUGAAAAGCUUUCAGCAAAACAAACAACAACAAACGCAACCGGUAACACCAUGAUAAUUACCGCAAUUCUACCGCAAUGAAAGCGACAAAUUGAAAGCGGCCUCUUGUGGACGGGCACGGCGAAUGGCGCAGUUUAUGGAACAAUUGCUGACUUAAUCCAUCGCACGCACAUUUCCAUAUCAUUUUGCACACCGACACGCGGCACAGACGCAAACGCAAACGCAGACGCAGCCGCAAACGCGGACGCGGGCGACAGAAAAUGUUGCGGUUUCUCAAGAAUCGUUAGACAUUGGGUCUGUCCAGAUUUAGUUAUCGAGCCGCCCAUCUAUCUAUCUAUAUAUGUAUAUGCUUAGCUGUAUCUGUAUCUCCGCGUAAAGCGCUGCUUAGCUAAUAAAUUGUAACAUUUUUAUCCAUCGGAUGUACAUUAAGCUUAAGUACAGUUAUGUUCAUAUAUAUGGUGUUCCUUGCAGUAAAUCCGUCUGUAAUCUAAGUUUAGAUAAAGCCGAUAAUGUUGUGCAGCGAGCCAGGUCCAAGGGGCAUUUCCGCCAGAGGGAAAGCCCUUUUCAAGUGAAAAAUGUAGCAUGAACAGAUGAUAGCCUGAUGUACUCGAUGUGUGUGUGUGUGUUUGGUCAAAGUUGUAAAUGCUAGAGGAAUAUUCAAAAGAGUUUAGAUCACUUCCAAGGGCUUCGGUGCGAAGCUGAACUAAAACGAGAAGCUGCAAGAAAUCGUUAAAGAAAAAAAC
Drosophila pseudoobscura is the source of this 1659-nucleotide messenger RNA. Its product is annotated as lysine-specific demethylase 7B. The transcript has 5 exons. Bases 292 to 609 code for a protein of 105 amino acids. NCBI's taxonomy places the organism in Eukaryota, Metazoa, Arthropoda, Insecta, Diptera, Drosophilidae. The record is from RefSeq and is a predicted model, not a curated record.